Messenger RNA from Fomitiporia mediterranea MF3/22, 2373 nucleotides. RefSeq names its product glycoside hydrolase family 5 protein. The transcript is spliced from 7 exons. Gene Ontology annotation, molecular function: hydrolase activity, hydrolyzing O-glycosyl compounds. The record is from RefSeq and is a predicted model, not a curated record. The coding region runs from base 59 to 1795 and encodes 578 amino acids. NCBI's taxonomy places the organism in Eukaryota, Fungi, Basidiomycota, Agaricomycetes, Hymenochaetales, Hymenochaetaceae.
UGCAGACCCCCAUCUUCUAGUUCACACAGACUAGGGCACGCAUCCCGCGGACAACUAAAUGCGCGCUGCAGCCCUCUGGUCACUUGCGCUAACUGCGCUCUCGGCCAGUGCCAGUCUCUUCACGCCAACCCCGACAACAAAGACAAAGCGUUGGGAUCACGGCUUCGUCACAAUCGAGAAUGGCAGGUUUAUUAGGAAUGGCGAGCCCUUCUCCUUCCUUGGCACCAAUGCAUACUGGCUGCCAUCGUUGAACACGGAGGCAGACAUAAACAGGACAGUCGCCAACAUCUCCGCUCAUGGCAUAAAGGUCAUACGCACCUGGGCCUUCAAUGACGUCGAUGAGAUCCCCGUCAACGGCACAUGGUUCCAGCUCGUUCAGAACGGCACCACUUUCGUCAACACCGGGUCAAAUGGCCUCCAGAAACUCGACCAGGUUGUAAAAGCCGCCGAGGUCAACGGUGUCCUGCUCAUUCUUUCCCUCACGAACAACUGGAACCCGCGCCCACUCAUCGACAACACCACCGUCGUCCCCGUCGACGGCUCCCUUGGCCGGAGGGACGUCACAGUCGGCACAAAUAAUUCCUUUCCGAGAAACUUCUUGUCAAAUGAUUUCGGCGGUAUGGACGCAUAUGUUCGCGAAUUUGGAGCGACGAGGCAGCAUGAUGAAUUCUAUCUCAACGAGACGAUCGUCAACAUUUUCAAGAAUUACACUACCCAGGUCGUCAACCGUUACAAGGACAGCCCUGCCAUCCUUGCUUGGGAGCUCGCGAAUGAUCCACGCUGCAGUAGCUCGAUUCUUGCAAGCAACGUCUGCAACACCACCACUGUUACGGGAUGGCAUCAGGAUGUUGGACAACACGUUGCAAGUAUUGAUCCAAACCAUCUCGUCUCGAGCGGUGCCAGUGGUUUCCAAUGUGCAAACUGCCCGAAGCUCUUCCCUCUUGCCCCAGCACCUUCUGUAUCGGCGACUCCCCAGCGCCGAAAGCGCAACUUUAAGCCCUUCUCGAACGACCGUAUUCUCGCCGACGUCAAGGAGAGUCGCAAGAAGACGCGCGAAGUGAAGAAGCGCCAGUUACUCGACAGUGGCGAUGGUAUACGUAUUCGUGGACGCUGGAUCGCAACUCGGCAAUCGGUCCCAUCUGUGGGUACAACUGUAGGGCCCGCCUUCGACGGGUCUUCUGGCGUCGAUUCUCAGGACAUUCUCAAUGCCCCGUCUAUAGGCUUCGGUUCAUUCCAACUCUUCCCGGACCAGAACAACUACUCAGUUGCCGGGCCGGACCCCAACCUCCCGGCGUUCAAUCAAACAGUCCAGGAUGGCCUUCAAUUUAUCACAUUGCAAGGGCAAAUUGCACAACAGGUGGGCAAGCCCACGGUGAUGACAGCCUUUGGACUCGUGACGCAGGACAACUUGCCGUUCUUCGUGCCGUUCAACUCAACAAAUGCGCCGUUUAAUAAUACGAAUCCACUAAACGCUACGACGACGGUGAAGAAGAGGCAAGCGAACCCGGCCGCGGCUACGGCGGGUGUAUCGAAUGCGCAGCUUGUGGAUGCGUAUAGUCAGUGGAUUAACGCUGCUGCUCAGGCGCAAUUGGGUGGUGCGAUGCAGUAUCAGUGGGGUCAAGACGGCCUAUCAUCCAACGACGGCUCGACCGUCGACCAGAACGCUGAUGAGAGCACGACUACGCCGAAUGAUAACACUUCGGGAAUAACGCCGAACGAUGGGUACCAGAGUGCUCCUACAGGCGACGAUGGUGUGCAGAGUGUGCUUACGGAUUUGACCUCCCUCUUCGGAUGAGCGAUGCGAAGGAAGAAAGUUCGAUUGCAUACGCAAACAUAUAAAGACGAACACGAACGGCAUUUUUAAUUAACGGGCUAAUACGAAUUUUUUGGACGACGGACGAAAACAAAACGAAAAGGAACGGAUUGGAACGGAUAUAAAUACAUACGCGAAAAACGAAUUGACGACGAGAACGAUUUUCUUUCCCCUCUGUGACUUUGUAAUCUAACGCCUAACCCCUUUCUCCUUCUUACCUCCCCACUCCUACCUUACAUCACACGAUCCUCUUGCAUUAGCACGCUCUACAACUCCUAUCUUUCCCAUUUUUGCUCACAUUGGACAAUUCACACCUUGACUUUUGACUUUUAUUUCCUCUUUUCUGGACCAAGUAUUACUUCUUUUAUUUGACUUUGGUUUCUUUUUCUUUUCUUGUACGUUCUGGGUGGAGUUCUUUUUUUAUUACUUUUUCAUUUUCUUACAACCAAGUUACAUCUUUGUCUCUGUCUCUGUCUCUGUCCUCAUUAAGCUGAGUCAAGUAGUAAAUAGGUUUAAAUAGGCUUUGACGUGGCUUGAUGAUGUAGCUUGGAUGUAAUCCC